AUGGUGUGGCACCUGAGUCAAGCCGGGCCGGUUGACGACAUUAAGCGAAACGUCGAGGAGGUCAAAGCUCACGUGGCGAAAUUCUCAAAGCCAGACCUGUACCUGGCUGUCAGGACUCUGCUCAUCACUGCAGCGCUGUAUGCUGGCUUCCUUGCUGCCUACCCCUACACAACAAAGCAUUGGGCGCUGUGGGCGGCAGCUGCCAUCCUCAGGGCGGGAGUCAACGUUCGCACAUUCAUCAUCUUCCAUGACUGCUGCCACGGGAGCUUCUUCAGGAGCGGGUGGGCCAACAUGAUUGUGGGAAGGAUUGCUGGCGGGCUGACAUGCACUUCCUGGUCAGCAUGGGUCAAAAUGCACAACGUUGAACACCACAUACACCACGGCAAAGAUAUUCUCUUCUUUGCCACAGUUCCGGGACUCGUCUUCCUCAUCACAGGAGUGCACAACGGAAAGCUGCCCAUGAUGGAUCAAAUGGUUCCUUCGCAGCCAAAGUUUGUGCUGGCGAGCAUGGAUCCCAUUGACAGAGUGCUGCCCACUCUGCUUCCCGCCCUGCAGGCGUGGGCGGGCUAUGCUCUGCACGGCUCCAGCUGGCUGUGGUUCCAGCUGGCAUUCUACACCCUGGGGAGCACCAUGGGCUUCAUGCUAUUUCACCUGCAGCAUUUUGCGCAUGUGCCCGACCUGUAUUUUGACAUCCCCAAAGACCAGCACGACCGCGACCUGGCAUCUCUCAUGGGCGAGUUCUACAUACCAGUACAUCCCGGAGUGGUUCAAUAUCACCACAUCCACCACUUCUCCACGCGCGUUCCCUCCUACCGCAUCCGCUCCUGCCACAUCAGCGCGCCACCCGCCACCUGGCGCUACAUCAAAUAUUUGAAUCUGAAAACGGAGCUGCAGUCUUUCCUGCUGGUGAUGUGGAAUGAAGAUCUGCACCGCUUUGAAUCAUUCCCCGAGCUCAACUGGCUGCUGGGAUAA
This is a messenger RNA of Coccomyxa subellipsoidea C-169, 972 nucleotides long. RefSeq lists its product as hypothetical. Bases 1 to 972 code for a protein of 323 amino acids. The record is from RefSeq and is a predicted model, not a curated record. NCBI's taxonomy places the organism in Eukaryota, Viridiplantae, Chlorophyta, Trebouxiophyceae, Coccomyxaceae. Gene Ontology annotation, biological process: lipid metabolic process. The transcript is spliced from 9 exons.